AUGGAAGCUUGUCACCCGCGACAGCAAUCCAAUGUCACUUCAUAUGGGGUCUUAACUGUGGCCAUCCUCACCCUGGAGGCAUUUCCUGGCAUGUGGAUAAAUGCUUUCAUCGUUUGUGUGCUUUGCAUUGCCUGGGUCAAAAAGAAAAUCCUGAAUUCUAAUGAGAAGAUCUUGCUGCUGCUGGGAUGCUCCAGGUUUUGGUAUUUGUGCACCACCUGGAUAUAUAAAUUCCUUUCCUUUAUUUAUCCCAAUUACCUUUAUGUUCCCACCAUACUUCAACUAGCUAUAUUUUUUCAAGCCUUUUUUAAUCAUUGCAACUUGUGGUUUUCAGCCUGUCUUUGUGGUUUUUAUUGUAUAAAAAUUGCCAAUUUCAGGAACAGCUUCUUCAUCUACCUGAAAGUAAAAAUUGACAGGAUGGUGCCAUGGCUCUUGUUGGGAUCAGGGAUUUUAGCUUUGGUUGUCGGCAUCGUUGCCUAUGACAUCGCUGAUAAACCGCACUGCAACAGCAAUUCCACAGGACGAGGAAAUUUUGGGGCAGCAAAUAUCAAAAUGGAUAAACAUUUUUUCCCUUCUUUUUUUCUCGCUGGCUUUGAAUAUGCUGCUUCAUUCAUGGCAGUCAUCUUUUCUGCUGUUUUCCUUCUCUUUUCUCUCUGGAGACACAAGCACAUGAUGCAGACCAACUCCAUGAAGGACCUCAGCAUGGAUGCCCACAUCAGAGCCAUGAAAUCUAUUUUCUCCUUCUUAGUGGUGUACAGCAUCAACUUUGUAUGUUUGGUCUUAGAUAUGGUUUAUGUCACAAAGAAGUUAAAUCGUAUGACAUUUCUCAUUUUAGUAUUUCAGUACAUUUUUCCGGGUCUUCACUCCCUUAUACUGGUUUUCAGCAAUCCCAAAUUAGAAAAGGCACUGCUAAAGAUUCUUCCCUUAGAAAGAAGUGUAAAACGCAAGGUUUGCAUGAGUUAG
This is a messenger RNA of Camarhynchus parvulus, 960 nucleotides long. RefSeq names its product taste receptor type 2 member 7-like. NCBI's taxonomy places the organism in Eukaryota, Metazoa, Chordata, Aves, Passeriformes, Thraupidae. The transcript has a single exon. Gene Ontology annotation, biological process: detection of chemical stimulus involved in sensory perception of bitter taste; sensory perception of taste; G protein-coupled receptor signaling pathway. Gene Ontology annotation, molecular function: bitter taste receptor activity; G protein-coupled receptor activity. The coding region runs from base 1 to 960 and encodes 319 amino acids. The record is from RefSeq and is a predicted model, not a curated record. Gene Ontology annotation, cellular component: membrane.